Messenger RNA from Aspergillus novofumigatus IBT 16806, 1503 nucleotides. Its product is annotated as fungal specific transcription factor domain-containing protein. Lineage: Eukaryota; Fungi; Ascomycota; Eurotiomycetes; Eurotiales; Aspergillaceae. The transcript has 4 exons. The record is from RefSeq and is a predicted model, not a curated record. The annotation marks the transcript as partial.
GAAUGCUCUUGGAUGCUACCUUGUGCCAUCAACGCCGUGAAAUAUCGACCUCUCUGUAUCAGUCCACUAUUCGAUUACUAGAACGUUGGCAGCAUGAAGCAGGGGAACGUCCCAUAGAUUUCCAAGCGGCAUUUUUACUGAGCUGGUUGGCGGCCGACUUCUUCAACUACGAUCUCUCUUGGGAUUGCUUCCGUCGAGCGUGCUCCAUUGGACGACAGUUGGGGAUUUUCACGGUUGACGCGGAACACAUGGAGGGCUCAGAUGCGCCAGGGGAUUACAGUAGUACGUCGACUGACUGCACAUUGACCAAAAGCCAAAAACGAUAUGCGUUCUGGCAGCUACUGCAGACCGACUGUCUAUUCAGGCAGCUCUUUGGCAAGUCGCCAGUCAUACCCUUUGGUAGCUGGUGCGUGCGCUUUCCUGACCUGCCUCUCCAUCCGGAUGGGGUCACACCAGAAUCUACCCUUCAAGUGUAUUUCAUUGUUAGUAUGAGAUUUGCGUUCAUUACUUUGAGGUUUCUGGAAUUCCUCGAUACACACGGUCAUGCUUCGGAGGACCAAGUAACAGAACUUGUCCUUGAGCUUAAAUCUGUGGUAGCUGAAUGGGACUUGGAGCGUUCAUUUAGAGCUGCAGUAAACCCAACAGACACGUAUCUUUAUGCCGACCUCCUCUUCAGCAGCCACUUAUUAAUCAUAUCGUUUGAACAAUCUACAAAAACAUCCUAUCCCUUGCAGCAGAUUCCUGAAUCGUCGCUUUAUGCAGCCCGUCAGUCAAUUAAUAUACUAGAGCACUGGUCCAAAUUGCCAACGGGCAACCCCUACCACACGAUCAGUCUCGUUUCGUCCUACCCAGUUAUCCAUAUAUUCAUCCUUCAGUCAAACAUCCUGUCCAAUCCUGACACAGCAACCGCUGAGGCCGACCUUGCAUUGACCCUGUGCUUUGGCACCAUGUUGCGUAAGUGGUCGGAGGAGAGAAACCAGGUCGGCGCCCACCUGGCGUUUGUAGUCAACGUACUUAACGAAGUCUGCCGACGUGUUGUUUGUGUGAAGUCUCUGUCAACCACGCGGCAGUAGCCGUUGCCGCCGGGAAACCUCUCCACAUCAUCAUCCGGUCCUUCAACCACUUCUGCCGCCACGCGGACUUCUCAAAUGUGAGAAAAGGCGUUAAUUAUAGAAGUGAGAAAGCAUGCUAGUCCGUUCAGAAUAGUCUGAUAUCACCAACUCUAUGCGCCCUCUCGUUGUCCAUCCCGCAUUGUCUAUCAAAUAAGGAUCAAUGGUCAGAUAAUCUCUCAGGCAAGCAAAACUUUCAUUCUCACGAAAAUCAAGGACAGUUGGGCGGACGUGACAAGCUCCAAUUCACGGGCGCAAAAGGAGGUGGCGAAGUGCAGAACACAGGAUGUACAGCUUCCUAGCUGUAGAGGGCGGUGCAGUCUAGAACUUGGGCGGCAAAGCAGCAAAAGGGAAUAGACACUGAUAGGGGUAAGCACUGACAUAUAUAUCCCGU